Messenger RNA from Ornithorhynchus anatinus (platypus), 2004 nucleotides. It is a transcript of the gene PGAP2, whose product is annotated as post-GPI attachment to proteins 2. Gene Ontology annotation, biological process: GPI anchor biosynthetic process. The record is from RefSeq and is a predicted model, not a curated record. Gene Ontology annotation, cellular component: endoplasmic reticulum membrane; Golgi membrane. The transcript has 7 exons. Lineage: Eukaryota; Metazoa; Chordata; Mammalia; Monotremata; Ornithorhynchidae. The coding region runs from base 383 to 1348 and encodes 321 amino acids.
GGGCUUCCGGUUGGGAGGAAGUUUUAAGGCCCGCCCCCUACCCGGCGCUCAGAGCAGUUUCUAGAACCCCCCCCCCGUGGUAGCUCAGUUUUUGCGGGGAGCUGAAUGUUGGGUUUUUUUUUUUUAAAUGGUAUUUGUUAAAAGGUUAUUAUGGGUCAAACUCUGGGGUAGAUGCAAGUUUAUCAGGUUGGACACAGUCCCCGGGCCUCCAAAUUGGAGGCUCGAAGCCCCCUUUUCCAGCCGAGGCAGCAGAGGAGCGGCCCCGUCCCAAAUCACCCAGCAGAAGUGACUUGGUAGGAGAGGUAGGAUUAGAACUCAGGUCCUCUGCGUCCCACUUGGUCAUGCUGGUCUCCCUGGGGCCCGGAGAGGACCGCCAGCCUGGAUGGAGAGGUCCGGCAUGAUGUUCCAGAUCCCUCUGCCCCUGGACCGGGAUGGGACCCUGUUCCGGCUCCGCUUCACGGUGCUGGCGGUGGGGACGGUGUGCUGUCCGCUCUUCGGCUUCUCCUUCUGUGUCUUCUGGUCCUUGCUGUUCCACUUCAGGGAGACGACGGCCACGCACUGUGGGGUGACCCCCGGCGCCAUGCUGCCCGCCACCUCGUACCCGCUGGACCCGGACGGGACGGUGUUCCGCCUGCGCUUCACCUCCGUGGCCCUCUUGGUCGGCUUCUUCCCCUUCUUCGGCUUCUUCUUCUGCCUCGUCUGGUCCCUGACCUUCCACUUUGAGUACACCGUGGCCACCGACUGUGGGGUGCCCAACUAUUUGCCGUCGGUGAGUUCGGCCAUCGGGGGCGAAGUUCCCCAGCGCUACGUCUGGCGGCUGUGCAUCGGCCUGCACUCGGCGCCCCGCUUCAUGGUGGCCUUCGCCUACUGGAACCACUACUGCAGCCGCCCCUCCCCCUGCCUCGGCUGGGCCCAGCUCUGCCGCCUCAACUUUGGCCUCAACGUCCUGGAGAACCUGGCCCUGCUUGUGCUCACCUACGUCUCGUCCUCCGAGGAUUUCGUCAUCCAUGAGAACGCCUUCAUCACCUUCAUCGCGGCCUCCCUGAGCCACAUGCUGCUCACCUGCAUCCUGUGGCGGCUGACGAAGAAACACACAAUAAGUGUGGAGGAGCGCAAGUCGUACAGCUGGAAGCAGCGGCUCUUCGUCAUCAACUUCGUCUCCUUCUUCGUGGCCUUGGGAGUCUAUUUCCGGCACAACAUGUACUGUGAGGCGGGAGUGUACACCAUCUUCGCCCUCCUGGAGUACAUGGUGGUGCUGUCCAACAUGGCUUUCCACACGACCGCCUGGUGGGAUUUCGGCAACAAGGAACUCGUCAUUUCCUCGCAGCCUGAGGAGAAGCGCUUCUGACCUCCCCCAUCACGGGGAGUGAGGCGGGGAGCAGCCACAGGGAACAGACCCGUGGAGUCUGAGCCCUCGCACCCUCACGUCUUCACCCCCGGCUAACUGAGGGGUGGGGCAGAGUGGGGAGAGCGACCCCCGCUCCCCAACCAAGGAUAAACACUUCAGCAGAUCCUGUGUUCCAGAUAGGGACAGACCGGCCCGGGUCUGAGUUUGGAAGGCGGGAUGGACAGGGACCACCUCCCCUUUGCCAAAAGCCUCCUCGACAGCUCCUCCCUGGACACAGGCCUCAUCCAAUUGCUCCACACCUGACCGUAGGUCCCCAUCUCUCAGUCCUGCCUCAAUCCCUCAUCGGGGACCUCACGAUCUCGCCAAACACUGCCAGCUGUGGAGCAGGGCCCUAGAACCGGGGUGGGGGUGUGCUCCUCCCAGCCAAGGGGUCGUGUCUCCCCGAUCCUUGGUGGUGGACACAGAGGAUCUGGUGCAUCCACCCGCCGCCCCGUUAAUCACUGCCUGGCCCCCGUACCUCGCCUCUCGUCGGCCCUUCAGCCGUCUCGGUCUGGCUUUGACGUCUCAAGAGAGGUCAAGGGAUACUGUCCCAACCCUCCGCUGCUGGUUGUACAUUUUCUUGGUUUCAAUAAAAAAAUAAAUAUUUUUUACCAACC